Messenger RNA from Sodiomyces alkalinus F11, 1845 nucleotides. RefSeq lists its product as hypothetical. The coding region runs from base 1 to 1845 and encodes 614 amino acids. The transcript is spliced from 3 exons. Lineage: Eukaryota; Fungi; Ascomycota; Sordariomycetes; Glomerellales; Plectosphaerellaceae. The record is from RefSeq and is a predicted model, not a curated record. Gene Ontology annotation, cellular component: nucleus. Gene Ontology annotation, biological process: positive regulation of transcription by RNA polymerase II. Gene Ontology annotation, molecular function: transcription cis-regulatory region binding; zinc ion binding; DNA-binding transcription factor activity, RNA polymerase II-specific.
AUGGCCAAUCCAAGCACCACCUCGGCCACGGCUGCUGCUGCCGCCACCACCUCGCAACAGCGUCCAUGGCGUGCCCCGCCCCCGCCGACCAAGCCGUGCCACAACUGCCGCCGCCGCCGUCUGCGCUGCGAUCGCUCCUAUCCCAGCUGCCACAAGUGCUCCUCCACCGGCCAAGACUGUCUUGGAUACGGCAAGCUCUUCAGGUGGGCCGUCCAACCCGUCUCCGUCCGAGGGAAGCGGGCCGAGUCCGACGUCGACGGCGACGGCGAGACGGGGUCCACAUCUGCCGCCUCCCGCUCGUCUUUCUCCCCAGAUGUUUUCUCUUCGUCCUCCUUCUCUUCGUCAUCCUUCUCCUCGUCUACCACGGCAUCCCAGUCUCAGCAGCAGCAGCAGCAACAAAGCCACUACUCACAAUGGAACCUGGCCACCACCGCCACCACCCCCGUCUCUUCGUCCGACCCUGCCUCCCCAGCAGGUGAACUGCCGCUCGUCCGCUCAUGCUCACCCUCACCCUCACGCCCACUCUCACGCUCGCCCUCCCCGCCUGCACCUUGGACACUAGUCGACCCCGUCUUUCAAGAUGCGGAGUACCCCUAUCGCUACUAUCUCUCCUACUUCACAACCCGUGUCUGCAAAGACCUCGUCUCACACGACAUCCCCGAACGUAACCCCUUCCGCGCCCUCAUCCCUUUGACAAAGUCCAGCCCACUACUCCAGCAUAUCAUCGUCGCCGCAUCGGCCGCCCAUCUCUCCAACCUCACCCGUCCGCCCCUCGCUCCGGCCCAGAGAUCCGCUCUCGCCAACGCCAACACCAACACCAACACCGCCGCCGAAGCAUCCCGCCGUGCCCUCCUCGACGCCCUCGUCGCCAAGCAAAAGGCCCUGCGUCUGCUCAACGAGGCCAUCACCAACAUCGAUACCGUGGGCGGCGACGUCGUCCUCGCCGCCGUUCUCUUCUUCAUCAAUGUCGAGCUCAUUGAGUCGGGGAAGCAUGGCUGGAAGGCUCACCUCGAGGGUGCCGGACGCAUCAUGACUUUUCUGUCGCCCGAUGACUCUUCUAGUGAUCCUUUGCGUGAUUAUAUAUUGUCUGAUUGCUUUAUCUACUAUAUCCUCGCAUCUGCCUUCAUGCCCACCGCCCCCGCCCAGUUCUCAUACUUCCAAUCCGCCCAAAUCUCCUCCAUCCUCGAACGGGCCGCUGCCAACAGCUACCUCUGCUGCCCGCCCCAAGUGCUCCAGAUCCUCCUCGACGCUGCCCGCCUCUCCAACAUCCCGACCACCGACGACCACGACUGCGACUGCGACCCCGACGGCUCCGCCCCCCCCUGUGCCGGCGCAGACGCAAUCGCCCAGGGCGCCCUCCGCCUCAUGCAACGCGCCCAAUCGCUCGACCUCGACGCCUGGGCCCAAGACGUCCGCUCCGUGCCCUACCUCCAAAACGUCCCCAUCGAGAGCCGCCUGCACGCCGGGUCAGCCCACCGACUCGCCUCGUGCCUGUACAUCCUGCAGGCCAUCCCCUCGGUCGCCCGCUUCCUGCCCCCGGACGCCGCCGAAACGCUGGAGCGCGACAUCAUGUUCCACCUCUCCAGCAUCCCCGAGGGGGACCCCAACUUCAAGGCCACCACGUGGCCGACUUUCAUUGCCGGCGCCGAGGCGCGGGAUCGCCACCAGCAGGCCUGGGUUAUGAAUCGGCUGCAGAGGUUGGUGCUGAACUGUCCUUGGGGGUUCAUCUACACUGCCAUGGAUGCGUUGCAGGUUAUCUGGGACAUGCAGAGGGGGGAGGGCGAGGAGUCGCGGAGUUGGGUGCAGAUGCUCAAGGACCCCGAUAUGAAUUUCUUGAUCGUGUGA